UAUUGGAAAAAAACAAAAAUAAAAAAAAAAAAAAACAAAAAGGAUUUAAAAUUCUUUUAUAUUUUUAAAUUUUUAUUACAAUAAAAUUAAUGUUAAUAAAUUAUAAAUUAGUGGAAAAAUAUUAAAAUUAUUAAAAUUUGUAAUGAUUUUUAAAUUAUGUAUAUUUUAUUUAAUAUAUCAGAAUACAUUUUUGAGUAUUCAUUCAUUGCCUGAUGUAAUCAAAAUUGGCGGCCUAUUCCAUGAGCCUGGUAGUUAUCAAGAACUAGCAUUUAAACAUGCUGUAGAAAAAGUAAAUUCAGAUAGAUUUUUACUACCACGAUCGAAACUUGUUGCUCAAGUUGAAACAGUUUCACCAUAUGAUAGCUUUCAUGCAUCGAAAAAAGUAUGUAAUCUUUUGAGCCUUGGUGUUGCCGCAAUUUUCGGACCACAAUCAGCGCAUACAGCUGGACAUGUUCAGAGUAUAUGUGACACAAUGGAGGUUCCACAUUUAGAAAAUCGUUGGGAUUUUCGGCCUAGAAGAGAAAGUUGUUUAGUCAAUUUAUAUCCGCAUCCGAAUACUUUAUCUAAGGCCUAUGUCGAUAUUGUUAAAGCUUGGGGAUGGAAAUCAUUUACAAUAAUUUAUGAAAAUAAUGAUGGUUUAGUUCGAUUACAGGAAUUAUUGAAAGCUCAUGCUCAAUCACCGCUAAUAAUUACUGUCAGACAAUUGUCAGAUAAUGGUGAUUAUAGACCAUUAUUAAAGCAAAUUAAAAAUUCUGCUGAAGCUCACAUAGUUCUUGAUUGUUCAACUGGAAAAAUUUAUGAAGUUUUGAAACAGGCACAACAAAUUGGAAUGAUGAGCGAUUACCAUAGUUAUUUAAUAACAUCAUUAGAUUUUCAUACAGUUAAUUUGGAUGAAUUUAAAUAUGGUGGAACAAAUAUAACUGGUUUUAGAUUAAUAAAUGAAAAAGCUGUAUCAGAAAUGGUAAAACAAUGGACUGUUAAUGAGAAUGGUGUAAUAAAGCAUACAAAUUUAUCAUCAAUCAAAGCUGAAACAGCUUUAAUAUUUGAUGCUGUACAUUUAUUUUCAAAAGCAUUACAUGAUUUAGAUACAAGUCAACAGAUUGAUAUACAACCCUUAUCAUGUGAAAACCAAAAUACAUGGCCUCAUGGUUUUAGUUUAAUAAAUUAUAUGAAAAUUGUUGAAAUGAAGGGCCUAACAAAUGUUAUAAAAUUUGAUCAUCAGGGAUUUCGUACCGAUUUCAUUUUAGAUAUAAUUGAUCUUGGCCCAAAUGGUACACGAAAAGUAGGAAUAUGGAAUUCAACAUUACCGAACGGUGUUAAUUUUACCAGAUCAUUUAGAGAUCAACAAAAAGAAAUUGAAGCGAGUUUAAAAAAUAAAACUUUAAUAGUAACUACAAUUUUAAGUGAUCCUUAUUGUAUGAGAAAAGAAUCAUCUGAAACGUUAACAGGCAACGAUCAGUUUGAAGGUUAUGUUGUUGAUUUAAUACACGAAAUUUCUAAAGCUUUAGGAUUCAAUUACAAAAUUCAACUAGUUCCCGACAAUGCUUAUGGAGGAUUUAAUAGAGAAACUGGUGAAUGGAAUGGUAUGAUACGUGAACUUUUAGAACAAAGAGCCGAUUUGGCAAUAGCAGAUUUAACAAUAACAUUUCAGAGAGAGCAAGCCGUUGACUUUACAAUGCCAUUCAUGAAUUUAGGAGUUUCUGUACUAUAUAGAAAACCAGUUAAACAGCCACCAAAUCUUUUCAGUUUCCUAUCACCUUUAUCAUUAGAUGUUUGGAUUUAUAUGGCAACAGCUUAUUUGGGAGUGUCGGUACUCUUAUUUAUUCUUGCAAGAUUUACACCUUAUGAAUGGCCAGCAUACAGUAAUGGAGAAAAAGUUGAAAGCCAAUUUACUCUUCUGAAUUGUAUGUGGUUUGCCAUUGGUUCUUUAAUGCAACAGGGCUGUGACUUUUUACCUAAAGCCCUAUCAACUAGAAUGGUUGCUGGAAUGUGGUGGUUUUUCACUCUUAUUAUGAUUUCAUCUUAUACUGCCAAUUUAGCUGCAUUUCUUACGGUUGAACGAAUGGAUUCACCAAUAGAAAGUGCUGAAGACUUAGCUAAACAAACGAGAAUAAAAUAUGGUGCACUUAAAGGUGGAAGUACAGCUGCAUUUUUCAGAGAAUCGAAAAUAUCAACAUAUCAAAGAAUGUGGUCAUUUAUGGAAUCAGCUCGACCAUCUGUCUUCACUUCAAGUAAUUAUGAAGGUGUUGAACGUGUCAUCAAAGGAAAAGGCACAUAUGCUUUUCUGAUGGAAUCAACCUCUAUUGAAUAUGUUACAGAAAGAAACUGUGAUUUAACACAAGUGGGUAAUAUGUUAGAUACUAAAGGAUAUGGAAUUGCAACUCCCCCAAAUUCACCUUAUCGUACAGCAAUUAAUGGUGUAAUAUUAAAGUUGCAAGAAGAAGGGAAAUUACACAUUUUGAAAACACGCUGGUGGAAAGAAAAGCGUGGAGGAGGGAGUUGUAGGGUUGAAGCAUCUAAGUCAACAUCAGCUGCUAAUGAACUGGGAUUAGCAAAUGUAGGUGGUGUUUUUGUUGUAUUAAUGGGUGGAAUGGGUGUUGCAUGUGUUGUAGCAGUUUGUGAAUUUGUAUGGAAAUCAAGGAAAGUGGCUGUUGAGGAACGUUUAAAUUCAAUGCUACAUGAGUGAUUGUAAAUUUUCCUUUUUAUUUUCUCAAUUAUCUUUUCGUUUUAACAACUUUUAUAAGUGGAAUUAAGGGAUGACGAAAUAAAAUAUAAACUUAUAGAAAUUUUAUUUAAUAAAUCAUAAUAUCAAAAAUCGAAACCUUUCAUAUGUAUGUACUUAUAUCUAAAACAAAUUAUGUAGAUUUUCUUCUUUUUGUUAAUUUGUACUAAUAUUACAUAUAGGAUAUAAGAGAUUAUAGAAUAAAAGAUCGAAUUAGUACA
Messenger RNA from Condylostylus longicornis, 2943 nucleotides. It is a transcript of the gene KaiR1D, whose product is annotated as glutamate receptor ionotropic, kainate 2. Gene Ontology annotation, cellular component: postsynaptic membrane; plasma membrane. Gene Ontology annotation, biological process: modulation of chemical synaptic transmission; monoatomic ion transport; synaptic transmission, glutamatergic. Gene Ontology annotation, molecular function: glutamate-gated receptor activity; transmitter-gated monoatomic ion channel activity involved in regulation of postsynaptic membrane potential. Lineage: Eukaryota; Metazoa; Arthropoda; Insecta; Diptera; Dolichopodidae. The transcript has 16 exons. The record is from RefSeq and is a predicted model, not a curated record. The coding region runs from base 143 to 2686 and encodes 847 amino acids.